AACAGCCUCCGCCCGGCUUGUUCCACGAUGUCCAAGGCCGAGGAGGCCAAGAAGCUGGCGGGCCAUGUGGCGGUGAAGAACCACGUGAGGAAUAACCAAGUUCUGGGAAUCAGAAGGGGUUCUACAAUUGUCCAUGCUGUGCAGCAAAUCGCGGAAAGAGUGAAGGAGGAGAAUCUGAGCGUCGUCUGUAUCCCUACCUCCUUCCAGGCCCGGCAGCUCAUCCUGCAGUAUGGCUUGCCCCUCAGCGACCUGGACCGACACCCAGAGAUAGACCUUGCCAUCGACAGUGCUGAUGAAGUGGAUGCUGACCUCAACCUUAUCAAGGGUGGUGGGGGCUGCCUGACUCAGGAGAAGAUUGUGGCCGGCUAUGCCAGCCACUUCAUCGUGAUCGCUGACUUCAGGAAAAAUUCAAAGAACCUUGGGGAUCAGUGGCAUAAGGGAAUCCCUCUUGAGGUCAUCUCGAUGGCCUACGUCCCAGUGAGCCAAGCUGUGACCCGGAAGUUUGGGGGUGAAGUUGAGCUUCGGAUGGCCAUCAACAAGGCAGGUCCUGUGGUGACAGACAAUGGGAAUUUCAUCCUGGACUGGAAGUUGGACCGGGUGCACAAAUGGAAUGAAGUGAACACAGCUAUCAAGAAUCCAGGUGUGGUGGACACAGGCCUGUUCAUCAACAUGGCAGAGCAAGUCUACUUUGGGAUGCAGGACAGCUCAGUGGAUAUAUGGGAGAGGCCACGGCUGAUCCUGCAGGGAGCGGAACGCUCGCUUUGAGUCUCCAGCCGCGUCAUGGUGGACACAGUGCCUCCUGCAGCCUUCGCCUUAACGUGACUGUGCCAGGGUGGACAGCUGGCCGCAAGGAGGGGCAGUGGAUUAGAUCCAGUCUUCUGAAGUAUUGUUAUUAUAUGUCUUUUUAAAAAAAGAGAUUUAAAAAUAUAUAUUUUUACUGUUAAACAUACUUUUUUAUAUAAAGUAGAACUUGAUUUCAUGUUUUAUAUAAAAUAUUUACCAAAAAAAUGGAGGGAAGGGGAGGGGUGGGACUGUCUUUGACACUUUUGACUUGAGCCUGUUGGUUAAGCUUCUUCUGAACAUUGGGUUUGCUGAGAAAUUAAAAUCAAAACUUUGAAGUUGGUG
Messenger RNA from Octodon degus (degu), 1125 nucleotides. Its product is annotated as ribose-5-phosphate isomerase-like. The record is from RefSeq and is a predicted model, not a curated record. Lineage: Eukaryota; Metazoa; Chordata; Mammalia; Rodentia; Octodontidae. Gene Ontology annotation, cellular component: intracellular membrane-bounded organelle. Gene Ontology annotation, biological process: pentose-phosphate shunt, non-oxidative branch; D-ribose metabolic process. Gene Ontology annotation, molecular function: ribose-5-phosphate isomerase activity.